Messenger RNA from Penicillium expansum, 2028 nucleotides. RefSeq names its product Major facilitator superfamily domain, general substrate transporter. Gene Ontology annotation, biological process: transmembrane transport. The record is from RefSeq and is a predicted model, not a curated record. Gene Ontology annotation, cellular component: fungal-type vacuole membrane. The transcript is spliced from 5 exons. Bases 1 to 2028 code for a protein of 675 amino acids. Lineage: Eukaryota; Fungi; Ascomycota; Eurotiomycetes; Eurotiales; Aspergillaceae. Gene Ontology annotation, molecular function: transmembrane transporter activity.
AUGGGCCAGCCAAACAUAUCACAGAGCAAUGCGGCUGGAGCAUGCCCGACGGCCACCGCUUCGCCUUACAGAACAUCGACCACUACCUAUGCUACCCUUGCUCAGGAAUCCCCGCUAGUUAUUUACCCAGAUACCCGCCGACAAGACGAAGACCGAAAAGCUGAGAAUAAUCAAAUUCCCGAUGGAGGUCUCGUUGCCUGGACCCAGGUUCUGACCGGACAUCUAGUUGUGUUCAAUGUAUGGGGCUAUAUUACAUCAUACGGAUUUUUCCAGGAAUACUACGUCAAAAAUCUCGACGUGAGCCCAGCGAAUGCAUCUUGGAUCGGAGCGGUGCAGAUGUUCCUAGUCCAUUUCCUGGCCACUUUCUCAGGCCGAGCAAUGGACGCGGGCUAUCUGAGACAAUGCAUCGCCCUUGGGUGUCUCUUACAGGUUGUCGGAGCAUUGGCAACCUCCUUUGGCACAAAGUUAUGGCAUUUUUGGCUAGCGCAAGGUAUCAUCAGUGGAAUUGGACACGGCCUGGUCUUUAGCCCCAUGAUUUCGCUGUAUGCGACAUACUUCAGCUCUAAGCGAGUGAUGGCUGUUUCGCUGGCUUCUUGCGGGGCAGCGACUGGAGGGAUGAUUUUCCCAGUGGUCGCUUAUAAAUGUCUCAACAAUAUUGGUUUCGCAUGGACUGUCCGGGUUAUGGCGGCCAUUAUCCUGUUCAACAGCGUUAUAAUUGUCAAGUUUACCAGAUCUCGGAUUAUACCUCGGAGCCCUCCUCCCUGGGUGGAUUUUAGUGCGUUCCGUGAACGCCCUUACCUCCUUUUUUCGAUCGGCUCAUUCUUGAUCUUCGAGGGUAUUUACUUUGCAUACAUUUAUAUUAGACACUUUGCCCAGACUCACACAGGUUUCACCGCAUCCGACUCACUUCUCCUUCUAAUCCUAAUGAACGGUGUGGGUGUUCCGUCUCGCAUUGCAUCUGCAUUCAUGGCAGAUCGGUGGCUGGGCGCUAGUCAAUUGCCCGCUGCCAAUGCGUACUUUGGGUCUAAAGAUCCGGAGAAAUCUGGCACACGUGUUGGAAUGAUCACCACGAUCAAUAGUAUUCCACUACUGACUGGGCCGUAUAUAGCAGGGCAGCUCAUUGCGUUACGGGGAGGGGAUUACCUUUUUCUCCAACUCAUCUCCUCGCGGGCCUUCUCCACCAACGGAGCAUUACACAAGAUGGCCCUCAGGCCUCUCCAUUACCACCUUCCAUUGUUCCCGGGUUUCCAACUACUUGAUGUGGCGGCUCCACUGGACAUUCUCAACAUUCGUACGCAGUACCCUGACACAUCAAACAUCACCCUGACUGUAUCAGCCGCAACUCUCGACCCAGUCUCAGUGAAACCAAUCCCACCUGCCAAGGCAAAAUGGCGAUUUGAUCUGCCUGUCUCAAACAUCAAUACAGCCUGCAACCAGCAAAUGUUGCCACAAUGUACGUUUGCUGACGUGAUCUCUUCUCUGAAAGCGGGGAAAGUUGCCGACGAUGGAAGUGGUGAAUUCAAACCCAUCGAUGUGUUGAUCAUCCCAGGUGGCCCGGGGACACGUCUGAACCGUAUUUACGACACUGAAGGUACAUGCGAUGAAGUAAAAGUCUCCAACAUGCAGGAGGUUCGGGACUUUCUGGCUGCUGUUGCGCCUUAUGUCCGCCACAGCAUCAUUACUGUUUGCACAGGCAGCCAUGUCCUCUCACAAACUGGACUUCUAGAUGGACGCCAGGUUACAACCAAUUCAGCUCGCUACGAAGAUGUCACUAAACAAACGAGCGAGGUGAAGUGGCAGCGCAAUAGACGGUGGCUGCGUGAUAUUGUUCCCAAGGAUAAGGUGUCCGACGGCCUGUCAUUGCUACCUGGGAUUGAGAUAUGGUCAUCUGCUGGAAUUACUGCUGGGAUUGAUGUAAUGUUGGAGUUUAUUUCGGUACAUUAUGGUGGUAUCGAAGUCGGGAUGGAGACUGCGAAGCGGAUGGAGUAUCGCUGGGAGCGAGAGAAGGAGGCUUCUUACUUCUUGUGA